Messenger RNA from Emericellopsis cladophorae, 6654 nucleotides. RefSeq lists its product as uncharacterized. Gene Ontology annotation, cellular component: cytosol; cytoplasm. The transcript is spliced from 3 exons. Bases 1 to 6654 code for a protein of 2217 amino acids. Lineage: Eukaryota; Fungi; Ascomycota; Sordariomycetes; Hypocreales; Bionectriaceae. Gene Ontology annotation, biological process: 'de novo' pyrimidine nucleobase biosynthetic process; UTP biosynthetic process; L-citrulline biosynthetic process. Gene Ontology annotation, molecular function: amino acid binding; metal ion binding; dihydroorotase activity. The record is from RefSeq and is a predicted model, not a curated record.
AUGGCAGUUCAGCUCAAGCCCCCUGCGGUGGCCCGCACCGCCGACGACGACGGCUUCGUCUGCCUCGAGCUGGAAGAUGGCUCGACCUUUCAGGGCUACAGCUUCGGCGCCAACAAGAGCAUUGCUGGCGAGCUCGUCUUCCAGACCGGCAUGGUCGGCUAUCCAGAGUCCGUCACGGACCCUUCGUACCGCGGCCAGAUCCUCGUCAUCACCUUCCCCCUGGUCGGCAACUACGGUGUCCCGUCCAGGGAGACCAUGGACGAACUGCUCGGCGACCUGCCCGCGCAUUUUGAGUCCUCCCAGAUCCACAUUGCUGGUCUCGUCACCGCGUCCUACUGCGGCGAGGACUACUCACACUUCCUGGCCGAGUCCUCCCUGGGCCAAUGGCUCAAGGAGCAGGGUGUCCCCGCCAUGUACGGUGUCGACACCCGCGCCCUCACCAAGAAGCUCCGCCAAAAGGGCAGCAUGCUCGGCAAGAUGCGCCUCGAGAGCGCGCCCCAGCCCAACGGCGCCGCCACCGUCCAUGGCGGCAAGAGCCACACCUCGCUCGACGCAUUCGAGGCUGUCGACUGGGUCAACCCCAAUGAGCAGAACCUCGUCGCACAGGUCUCCAUCAAGGCGCCCAAACUGUACAAGCCACCCCCAUCCGUGGCCCGCAAGCACCCCUCCGGCCGUACCAUCCGUGUUCUGUGUGUUGAUGUCGGUAUGAAGUACAACCAGCUGAGGUGCUUCCUCAAGCGCGGUGUCGAGGUGCUGGUCUGCCCCUGGGACCACGACAUUGUGAAGCAGGCUGGUGACGAGUACGACGGUCUCUUCGUCUCCAACGGGCCCGGCGACCCGGCGGUGCUCGAGACUACUGUGAAAAACAUGGCCGCCGCCAUGGAGAAGAACAAGACCCCCGUCUUUGGUAUCUGCCUUGGUCACCAGCUGCUCGCGCGCGCGACCGGUGCCAAGACCAAGAAGAUGAAGUUUGGUAACCGCGGCCACAAUAUCCCCUGCACGAGCAUGGUGACUGGAAAAUGUCACAUCACGUCGCAGAACCACGGUUUCGAGGUUGACGGCACCAGCUUGCCCACCGGCUGGAAGGAGCUCUUUGUCAACGCCAACGACGGCAGCAACGAGGGUAUCAUGCACGUCGACAAGCCGUACUUCAGUGUCCAGUUCCACCCCGAGAGCACCCCCGGCCCCCGCGACACCGAAUACCUCUUCGACGUCUUCAUCAACACCAUUGUCAACUGUGCCAACGACCCCAAGCAUCUGUCCGCCCCUGUCAGCUUCCCCGGCGGCACGAUUGAGGAGAACGAGGCGGCGCACCCCAAGGUCCACGCCAAGAAGGUCCUUGUCCUGGGCAGCGGUGGUCUCAGCAUCGGUCAGGCCGGUGAAUUUGACUAUUCCGGCAGCCAGGCCAUCAAGGCGCUCAAGGAGGAGAACAUCUACACGGUCCUCAUCAACCCCAACAUCGCCACGAUCCAGACGUCCAAGGGCUUGGCCGACAAGGUCUACUUCUUGCCGGUGAACGCAGACUUUGUGCGCAAGGUCAUCCAGUACGAGCGCCCCGACGCCAUCUACGUGACCUUUGGUGGUCAGACGGCCCUCCAGGUCGGCAUCCAGCUCAAGGAUGAGUUCGAGUCGCUCGGCGUCAAGGUCCUGGGUACCCCCAUCGACACCAUCAUCACCACCGAGGAUCGUGAACUGUUUGCCCGCAGCAUGGACUCUAUCGGCGAGAAAUGCGCCAAGUCUGCCUCGGCCAACAACAUUGACGAGGCCAUGGAGUGCGUCAAGGACAUUGGCUUCCCCGUCAUCGUCCGCGCUGCGUAUGCCCUUGGUGGCCUGGGCAGUGGCUUCGCCAACGACGAGGACGAAUUGCGCGAACUCUGCAACAAGGCCUUCGCCGCCAGUCCUCAGGUGCUCAUCGAGCGCAGUAUGAAGGGCUGGAAGGAGAUUGAGUACGAGGUCGUCCGUGAUGCGCAGGACAACUGCAUCACUGUGUGCAACAUGGAGAACUUUGAUCCUCUUGGUAUUCACACGGGCGACUCCAUCGUUGUCGCUCCCUCGCAGACACUAUCUGACGAAGACUACAACAUGCUGCGCACGACAGCCGUCAACGUCAUCCGUCACUUGGGCGUUGUCGGUGAGUGCAACAUUCAAUACGCGCUGAACCCCUUCUCCCGGGAGUACUGCAUCAUCGAGGUCAAUGCUCGUCUGUCGCGCUCGUCCGCGCUCGCCUCCAAGGCCACGGGCUACCCUCUGGCGUUCAUUGCCGCCAAGCUCGGUCUCGGCAUUCCCCUCAAGGAGAUCAAGAACUCCGUCACCAAGGAGACGUGCGCUUGCUUCGAGCCGUCGCUCGACUACGUCGUCGUCAAGAUGCCUCGCUGGGACUUGAAGAAGUUCACUCGUGUCUCCACCCAGCUCGGCUCUUCCAUGAAGAGUGUUGGCGAGGUCAUGAGCAUUGGUCGAUCCUUUGAGGAAGCCAUCCAGAAGGCGAUUCGAUCCAUCGACUUCCACAACCUUGGUUUCAACGAGACCAAGGCCCUCAUGAAGAUCGAUGAUGAGCUGCAGACACCCUCUGACCAGCGUCUCUUCGCCAUUGCCAACGCCAUGCACGAGGGCUACACAGUCGACAAGAUCUGGGAGCUGACCAAGAUCGACAAGUGGUUCCUUCGCAAGCUCAAGGGCUUGAGUAACUUUGGCAAGGAGAUGGGCAACUACACAACCAGCGACAUUGUCCAGUCGCCUCACAUCCUCCUGCAGGCCAAGCGACUCGGUUUCUCGGACCGCCAGCUCGCCAAGUUCUGGAACUCAAACGAGAUUGCCGUCCGCCGACUCAGGCUCGAGGCUGGCAUCCACCCUUUUGUCAAGCAGAUUGACACUGUGGCCGCCGAGUUCCCCGCCUUCACCAACUACUUGUACCUGACGUACAACGCCUCAGAGAGCGAUGUCGACUUUGAGGACCACGGCGUCAUGGUCCUCGGCUCUGGUGUCUACCGUAUCGGCUCGUCCGUCGAGUUCGACUGGUGCUCUGUUCGUGCCAUCCGCACCCUCCGCGCCACGGGCUUCAAGACCGUCAUGGUCAACUACAACCCCGAGACCGUGUCCACCGACUACGACGAGGCCGACAAGCUCUACUUUGAGAACAUCAACCUCGAGACGGUCCUUGAUAUCUACCAGCUCGAGAACGCCAGCGGUGUCCUGGGUGCCAUGGGUGGCCAGACGCCCAACAACAUUGCCUUGCCGCUGCACCGCGCUGGCGUCAAGGUUCUCGGCACCUCCCCCGAGAUGAUUGACAAUGCCGAGAACCGUUACAAGUUCUCCCGCAUGUUGGAUCGCAUUGAUGUUGACCAGCCUACGUGGAAGGAGCUCACCAGUUUCGAGGAGGCCCAGGCGUUCUGCCAAAAGGUCACCUACCCCGUGCUGGUCCGCCCCUCGUACGUGCUCUCGGGUGCCGCCAUGAACACGGUCUACUCCGAGAAGGAUCUCAAGAGCUACCUCGAGCAGGCCGCCGAGGUCUCCCGCGAGCACCCCGUCGUCAUCACCAAGUACAUUGAGAACGCCAAGGAGAUUGAGAUGGAUGCCGUGGCAAAGGACGGCAAGAUGAUUGGUCACUUUAUCUCCGAGCACGUCGAGAAUGCCGGUGUCCACUCUGGUGAUGCGACUCUCAUUCUGCCUCCCCAGGAUCUCGAGCCUACCACCAUCCGACGCAUCGAGGAAGCGACCAGCAAGAUCGGUGCUGCUCUCAAUGUCACCGGCCCCUUCAACAUUCAGUUCAUCGCCAAGGACAAUGACAUCAAGGUCAUCGAGUGCAACGUCCGCGCUUCGCGCUCUUUCCCCUUUGUGUCCAAGGUCAUGGGUGUUGACCUGAUCGAGAUGGCUACCAAGGCCAUCAUGGACCAGCCCUUUGAGGCGUACCCGCCCACCGACUUGGCCCCCAACUGCGUCGGUGUCAAGGUGCCGCAGUUCUCCUUCUCGCGUCUGGCUGGUGCCGACCCCGUUCUCGGUGUCGAGAUGGCCUCCACUGGCGAGGUGGCUUGCUUCGGUGUGGACAAGAACGAGGCCUACCUCAAGGCCCUCCUCUCGACGGGCUUCAAGAUCCCCAAGGCCAACAUUCUGCUCUCCAUUGGUUCCUACAAGGACAAGAAGGAGAUGCUGCCUUCGGUGCAGAAGCUCCAGAAGAUUGGCUACAAGUUGUUUGCCACCUCGGGCACGGCUGAUUUCCUGCAGGAGUAUGGCAUCCCGGUCCAGUACCUCGAGGUCCUGGGCAGCGACGAGGACCGCAACUCCGAGUUCUCGCUGACGCAGCACUUGGCCAAGAACAGGAUUGAUCUGUACAUCAACCUGCCCUCCAACAACAAGUACCGCCGUCCGGCCAACUAUAUGAGCAAGGGGUACCAGACGCGUCGUAUGGCCGUCGACUACCAGAUCCCUCUGGUAACCAACGUGAAGAACGCCAAGAUCCUCGUUGAGGCCAUUGCCCGCCAGUUCGAGCUCGAGGUGUCGAAGCGCGACUACCAGACUAGCCACCGCACCGUGGUCCUCCCCGGCUUGAUCAACGUCGCGGCCUUCAUCCCCGGCAUUGUGACCCCGGGCAGCGAAGACGUGCAGACCGUCACCAAGAGCUCCAUUUCCUCGGGCUUCAGCAUGAUUAGGGUCAUGCCCAUGGGCGCCGACGGCUCGAUCACCGACGCCAUCUCGCUCAAGACGGCGCAACAGAACGCCCGGAAUGGUGGCUUCAGCGACUUCAACCUGUCCAUCUCAGCCACCUCGGACAAUGAGUCGCAGAUCAGCACCGUCUCGGGCGAGGUGGGCUCGCUGUUCAUCCCCUUCAACCACCUGUCGGGCAACAUCAGCAAGGUGGCUGCCGUCACCGCGCACUUUGACGCCUGGCCCGCGCACAAGCCCAUUGUGACGGACGCCAAGUUGACGGACCUUGCCUCGAUCCUGCUGCUGGCCAGCCUGCACAACCGUCGCAUCCAUGUCAGCUCGGUCACCAACAAGGACGACAUUCGCCUGAUCGCGCUCAGCAAGGAGAAGGGACUCAAGGUGACCUGCGACGUCUCCAUCUACUCGCUGUACCUGAACCGGGACGACUACCCCGACUUUGACCACCUGCCAACGGCCAAGGACCAGGCGGCCCUCUGGGCGCACAUGAGCAGCAUCGAUGUCUUCUCGAUCGGCAGCCUGCCCUACCAUCUGGCGACCUCGCGCGGCCACAAGGGCGACCCGUCCAUGGGCAUCACCGAGGCGCUUCCCCUGCUGCUCACCUCUGUGGCUCAGGGCAAACUCACCAUUGACGACAUCAAGCUGCGUCUGUACCAGAAGCCCGUGGAGAUCUUUGAGCUCCACGAGCAGGUCAACACAUCGAUUGAGGUCGAGGUGGACCGCCCUUAUACUUUCCAGUCUGCCACCUGGUCGCCCUUUAACGGUCGCCAGAUGUUUGGCUCCGUCAAGCGUGUCACCUUCCACGACCAGACUGUCUGCCUGGAUGGCGAGUCCCUGUCGAUGCAGCCCACCGGCAAGGACAUGUCGGCGCACCUGGCCCCUCCUACGUCGCCGUCCGUCAGGCCCACGACGUCCUCGAUCGCGCAGAUCACCGAGAGCCCCUCCCGACCUCGUCAGCACACCCUGCUCGAUGCUGCGACCAUGUCGCCCACCCGUCGUCCUGUGGAGGACUUUUCGCUGCCUGCCAGGCUGCAGCUGUCGCCCAGCUCCUCGCUCCAGCAGGCGUUGUCGCAGCCGUCUGCCUUCAAGCACUCCCACGUGCUGUCCGUGAAGCAGUACACCCGAGCCGACCUGCACCAGCUCUUCACCGUCGCCCAGGAGAUGCGUCUCGGUGUUCAGCGUGAGGGUGUCCUGGACGUCCUCCGCGGCCGCGUGCUGAGCACGCUCUUCUACGAGCCGUCGACACGCACCUCUGCCUCCUUCGACGCGGCCAUGCAGCGCCUGGGAGGACGUGUCAUUCCCGUGGCCACCUCCCACUCCUCCGUGCAAAAGGGCGAGUCUCUCAAGGACACACUCCGCACGCUGGGCUCGUACGCCGACGCCAUCGUUCUGCGACACCCUCUGGAGAACUCGGUCGAGGCCGCCGAGAAGUACAGCCACGUGCCCGUGAUCAACGGCGGCAACGGCAGCAAGGAGCACCCCACGCAGGCCUUCCUCGACCUGUACACGAUCCGCGAGGAGCUCGGCACGGUGCAGAACCUGAACAUCACCUUUGUCGGCGACCUCAAGUACGGGCGCCCGGUGCACUCGCUCAUUUACCUGCUCCGCCACUACGGCGCCAAGGUGCAGCUCGUCGCACCCCAGGGCCUCGAGCUGCCCGAGACCGUGCGGGCGCAGCUCGUGUCGUCCAACCAGCUCAUCAGCGAGUCGGAGACGCUGACGCCCGAGAUCCUGGCCCGGAGCGACGUCUUGUACUGCACCCGCGUGCAGCGCGAGCGGUUCGCCAGCGAGGAGGAGUACGAGCGCGUCAAGGGGUCCUACCGCGUGGACAAUGCCGCGCUCAAGCACGCCAAGAGCUCCAUGGUGGUGCUGCACCCGCUGCCGCGCAACGAGGAGGUGGCCGAGGAGGUGGACUUUGACCAGCGCGCGGCGUACUUUAGACAGAUGCGCUACGGUCUAUACUGCCGCAUGGCCUUGUUGGCUCUCGUCAUGGCGUAG